AUGCGGAUGUGGCAUGUAUCAUUUAUCAAUUUAUCUUUGUUUGUUUUUGCGGUCGAUUGUGCAAUACCGUUUUUGAAUGCUUAUUUGGAUGAAAGAAGUCAGAAGUCAUUACACACAGUUCUGAUCAGUGCUCUUGAUAGCAACGAGUUAUCUGCUAUACAUCGUGGUGCAGCUGGUUUGAAACUUGCGGACAUCCCAAUUGAAGCUAGCAAGAAUAAAGCUCUCUGUAGUAGAGUUCAAAAAGUAAAUGGUGAAGAAUUGGGACAACUAUAUCAUGCAGUUAGUGCUGCGGUUGCUCUGAAAGAUUGUUCUCUAUCCAUACCAAAUGCUAAGGGAACUGUCGAAGCAGUGUUAAAACAAGAUUCUCCAACUUCUCAGAACAUAUUUUUGGCACUUUCUAUUGCGGAUAAAUUGAAAUUGAAAGUGAACUAUAAAGAUUUUGCCGAAGCUUUAACUGCUGCACUGGUAAAGGAUGAUGGUGCUUCUAGUCUUUCAUAUGGAUUGAAUGCGGCAGCUCUACUGGAUAACACUAACGCUGGAAAGUUCUUCAUACGAGUCGAGGAUCUGGUGGGUCAGGCGGAAGAAGUGGAUGGCAAAUAUCUUCAUUUGGAAGGUGGCUUAUCAAUCACUGCUUUUGGCGUUUAUGGAAUUUAUAAUCUAGCUGAUAAACUAGACAAGUCACCAAGUGUAAAAAGCGACGAAGCAGUGAAAUUAGUAAAUUACUUGCUUAGUCGUAGGAAUGUACAGUCGGAUCGCGGUGCGUAUCUCCUAUUGUUGACAUUGAAGAAGCUUGCGAAUAACCAUUUCCAAAUUCCAGCUGUCUUUUCUUUGGCAUCAAGCGCAUUCUUAUUGGAUACGGACAAACCUUUGGUAAUUCGUGUUUCGAAUGUGUUGGGCGAAUCGGUUGGACCAUUAUCAGUCAUUUUGGAUACAGUGACACAUUUAAUUUCCAAAGAAAUUGUAGUUGUACGACAACAGUUAAAAGCAGUUGUAUCUGAUAAAACCAACACGUUAUAUGAAGUAUAUGUUAAAAAUGUCAAACAACGUGGAUUUUAUAAUCUUGCCCUAAGCGCUGGAAGUCAGGACAAACGUUUGGUUGGAACAAAUGGUGUAUCACUCAUGAUGAGAGUUCUUGUAAAAGUGCAUAUCGAAGAUGUCACAGUGGCUGUGUUCGACCGGGAACUUCUGAAGCCGUCAUCAGUCAUCUCAGUUAGGGAAAGUUCAAAGAUCGGAAAAUUUUUGGAAACCGAUCUACACAACAAGAUGGAGAUCAGAUUCAAAGUUAAAGAAGCAAAAACCGGGGAAACAAUAUUGGUUCAUCAGGCAUUCGUAGCAUUUGUUCAUAGUAAUACCCGUCAAGAAAUUAUUUUUGUUGCCACACCGGAUCACAACAACAAUUACGUAUUUGACGUGGAUUUCGAGAAAGUUGCAAAAGACUUUGAAGGUUUAUCAGGCCGAUAUGCAGUUCGAUUGGUAGUGGGUGAUUCAGCAAUAUCGCAUCCUUUAGACUGGAACUUAAUGGAUAUUAACUUGAAGCUUCCUGCAGUAGUUGCUUCAAAAAUAAAAAAAUCCGAACGCGUUGUCUACGAGAAAGCACCGGAAAUCAGUCAUUUGUUUCGGGAGCCGGAAAAACGGCCGCCACGAAUUGUUUCAACUAUUUUUGUUUUUCUGUCUGCAUUUCCAUUGCUCAUUGUCCUUAUUUUGUGGUUACUCAUUGGAAUCAAUUUUGGAAACUUGCCAGCAUCUCCCUUUAUUUUGCUUUUUCAUGGUGGUUUAAUAGGAAUAUUCGGAUUAUAUUUUAUUUUCUGGCUGCAGUUAACUAUGUUUGAAACACUGAAAUAUUUAUCGGUGAUUGGUACCAUAACAUUUAUUUCGGGAAACCGUUUGUUGAGAAUACUUGCAGCAAGACGAAAAGAAAAAACCAAUUAA
Molecule: messenger RNA, 1929 nt
Organism: Brugia malayi
Lineage: Eukaryota; Metazoa; Nematoda; Chromadorea; Rhabditida; Onchocercidae
Gene: Bma-ostd-1
Exons: 14
Coding region: 1-1929 (642 amino acids)
Biological process (GO): protein N-linked glycosylation
Cellular component (GO): membrane; oligosaccharyltransferase complex
Source: RefSeq, a predicted model, not a curated record